UUUUCAAACUACGUUUCAAACGUCAAAACAACUUUAACCUAGAAAUUUAAACAAACAAAAUCACAUUGAAAACAAUUGAAAAUGGAAGGACUCGAAGAUAAAGAUUUAACACCGAUGCUCGAGUACGAAACUCAGAUGUUCUUGGAUAUUGUUCACAACGACGGUUUAGUCGUAACUGCGAAGGGUCUCAGCAUGGAUUUGGUAUUGAUCAAUCUAUUCAAAGUGUACUGUGAUCCUGGAAACCUGGUGAUUGUACUUAAUUGCACAGAAUUUGAAGAAAAAUAUUAUGUGGAAAAACUUAAUAAUCCUAAUGUCCACACAACUACCUUUUCCACCAGUACAACAGAGAGAGAAGACAUCUAUUUAUCUGGAGGAAUACAUUUUGUAACCACAAGGAUAUUAGUGGUGGAUAUGUUGAAAAAACGAAUUCCAAUUGAUAAGAUCACAGGUUUCAUUGUCCUUCAAGCUCACAGGAUCUUGGAGAGUUGUCAAGAAGCGUUUGUUUUAAGAUUGUUUAGACAACACAAUAAGGUAAUUAUUUUUUUUGAAAUCAUG
Molecule: messenger RNA, 555 nt
Organism: Nicrophorus vespilloides
Lineage: Eukaryota; Metazoa; Arthropoda; Insecta; Coleoptera; Silphidae
Product: DNA repair endonuclease XPF-like
Exons: 3
Biological process (GO): nucleotide-excision repair involved in interstrand cross-link repair; double-strand break repair via homologous recombination; resolution of meiotic recombination intermediates
Cellular component (GO): nucleotide-excision repair factor 1 complex
Molecular function (GO): single-stranded DNA binding; single-stranded DNA endonuclease activity; damaged DNA binding
Source: RefSeq, a predicted model, not a curated record